CGCCGCGCUCCUGAAAAUCACCCUGACCAGUUUCUGACGGGUCUCCAACACCGACCUUGACCCAUCUCGCCUGCACGACCAGCCCGAUUUAGAUACCCCGCUUGUCUCGAGAAUGCCUCCCAAGCGGUCGUCUUCCAAGGCCCCUCCUGCAAAGCCCAAAAGCUCCUCGACAGCUGGGUCCAAGCGAGCCGCCGCUUCCUCUUCAAACAUCGCAUCUUCCAGUAAGAAACGCUCCUCCACCGGCGCUGUCACCGCAACCCAUAUCAAGGAGUACCCCGCCACCUUUCAAUGCAAAUCAGGCUACAUCCUCUGGGGCCAUCUUCACACAGUCUGGACAGGAGCCACCUCCACCCGUACGGACUCGAUGCUAGCCGAGCCAGAAUACGCGGAGGGCGGGACCAUCGCCUCCGCGCUCCACCAGUACCGCACGCAAGCCCGUCGCGGGACAUGGCUAGUCGAACGCCUCUUCAUGGACGGUGUUCACAUGGGAUGCAUCGCGCACCACGAAGACGUGUCUGCGAAGGAACUUCUGCUGGGUUCUGCGAUGCUCGGCGAGUCCCGCUGGCCAGAACAGCAGAUUCAGAGAGUGGGCAGGUAUGACUGGUCGGCUGCGUAUGACGGAGUCGCGACAACCGAGAUGGUUCAGAGAUUGAAGGAGAACGGCGCCCCUGGCCCUUCAAAGCGCCGUCGUCGUCGGAGUGACGAUGAUGACGACGACGAGGAUGAUGCGCUGGUGGAGUACCUGGACUGCCUGCGAUCCAGGUGCUGUAUCCUUCUCGACGCGGACCGCUUUGGGGAUUUUAAAACCAUGAUCAGGAAUAAACCGAGACAACUGACGCAGGAUGGCGUCUGCGUGUUUGGCGAGGGGGAAAGCAACGUUGGCGUGGUUUACAAGCCGGUGGAUAGCGAGUAUGAGUUUGCCUGGAUGUGUUACGCGGAGGAUGGAGAGGAAAUGGUUGGGUUCGUCUAUGAUGCAGCGUACACGCUGUUGGAGAAUUUUGAUGAGGAUAUGUCUGUGGAGGACACGGUGGUCAUCAAGCAGGACGGGAUAGCAGUGGAGUGAGGCUUUCGCUGCCAGUUUUCUGGUAUCAACGACAUCAGCAUUUAGUGACGUGCAGAGGCUAUCGGAAAGCGGACCGGCGGGCCGGCUGCUUAUAAGUGGAGGCGAAGAGUCGCUUCCGCGCUCGCCUCUUCCCUCGGCGACAGCCGACCGUCGUCGUAAGGCCCUCAAUAUUAUCCCCCAAAAAAUUAUAUUUCGUUGCUUUGGGGUCCUUGAUACAAGCACUGUGGUGUAGAAGAUCGUCCAUAUGAUGCUACACAGCAGCGGCCCAUGUAUGAGGGUAAACGUAGAAUGUUAAGAAGGGACCAAGAAGACGACGGUGAGAAGCUUUGAGGAUAGUUUUGAGGAUAGGAUGUUUCAAAGAUAGUUGAGUUAGUCCCUUUGCGAAC
Messenger RNA from Fimicolochytrium jonesii, 1449 nucleotides. RefSeq lists its product as uncharacterized. The transcript has a single exon. Lineage: Eukaryota; Fungi; Chytridiomycota; Chytridiomycetes; Spizellomycetales; Powellomycetaceae. The record is from RefSeq and is a predicted model, not a curated record. Bases 113 to 1063 code for a protein of 316 amino acids.